Messenger RNA from Cucurbita moschata (crookneck pumpkin), 2708 nucleotides. Its product is annotated as probable receptor-like protein kinase At2g42960. Gene Ontology annotation, molecular function: protein kinase activity; ATP binding. Gene Ontology annotation, biological process: protein phosphorylation. The transcript has 8 exons. NCBI's taxonomy places the organism in Eukaryota, Viridiplantae, Streptophyta, Magnoliopsida, Cucurbitales, Cucurbitaceae. Bases 907 to 2430 code for a protein of 507 amino acids. The record is from RefSeq and is a predicted model, not a curated record.
GCGUAUUAAUUCGCUUCUUCCAGACUCCGUUUCUUUUACUUUCACUGUUUUUUUUUGGUGAUGCCUUUUCCUUUUCCUCCAAAUCAUUACAAGCCAGUUGUCUAAUUAGACCCAUCAACGAUGAAGAUCAUCCCACUGCCCUCAUCUCAACGGUGUUCGAUGGAUUCCCAUUUAGCUUUUCAGCGGAGAUCCGAUUCGAACCCGGUUUAAGGGCUUUGAAUUUGGCGUUUGGGGAGUUGGGAUUGAAUUGAAAUCGCAUUUCAAUAUCUGGGUUUGAUUAGUUUUUGACUCUCGCUUUACUUUCUUCUCUUGUUCUUCGUGUUCUUCGUGUUGUUCUUGUUGUUCUUCUUCUUCUUUUGCGUUUCCUUUACUGUUUUUUGUCUCUAUGGUUUCCUCUAUUGCAAACCAAGCUUCCUUUCCAGCUUGCAGAGAGGACCCUUUGUACUUGACGCUUUGCCUUACAAUACCCACCAACCAUUUUCAUCCACCUCUUCUUUUCUGACCCUUUAAAAUCCUCUCCAAUUAUCUUAUUCAAUCCUCUCCAAACAUUUUUGUUUUUGUCUCCUCUUCUCCUCCUCCUCUUCCAUCUUCUAUUGCCCCACUAUCCCUUCUUCUUCAUUACUCCUUUUCUGCUCUCUCUUUUUGGGGCUCUGGAUUUGUUGUUGGGUUUCAGUUCUUUCAGACAACAUUUUGGCAUAUCCCCCCAUGCUUUCCGCCUCUCCAUUGCCUCAUCACGAUUCCCUUUGCUUCCCUUUCUGGGUCAUGGAGGAACACCCAAAUCUGGGUCCAUAAGGUUCUUAAUUCUUAACUCAUACAUGAAUUUCCAGAUGGGAAUGUGUUGAAACUUGUUAGGAGGAGGUUGAACUUGAAGUUCCCUUUGGUGUUUUAGCAUACAAUCGAUCGGUUAUGGCGUCCGGGAACUCGUUGAAUGAUCAUUUAUCUAAGAAGACUUCAUUUUGGGGCUUGUCAUUGUGGGUUUUGAUAUGCAUUUGCAUUGGUGCAUUCAUAGUUUUGAUUCUUGGUUUGUUAUCCAUCUGGAUCCUGUUUCGAAAAAAAUCUAAAAGAUCCAUGGACAAGCUCCCCAUUUCCCAGAUACCUAAUUUUUCAAAAGAUAUCAGGAUAGAUCAGGUUGGGACUCAAAUUCCCAAUGAUCACCCUGAAAAUAGGCUUCUUUCUGUUGAUGUCAAGAGAAAUCUUGAACAUUCUGAAGUUAUGGCUAUCACGAAAUCGAGUGAACCUGAUAACAAUAGCCAAUGUAGUUCUACUUAUCAACACGAAAAAGUUGGCAAUUCACAAUCUGGGGAAGAAGGAAGCUCUGGAAAUGCUCGGAAGCAGGCUUCGAGGUCGCAUGGUGGAUAUGGAGGAAUUGUGCCACCGUCUCCUCUCGUUGGCUUGCCAGAAAUUUCGCAUCUUGGGUGGGGUCAUUGGUUCACUCUCAGGGAUCUAGAGCUUGCUACGAAUCGUUUUUCGACUGAGAAUAUUCUUGGGGAAGGAGGAUAUGGAGUUGUGUAUAAGGGCAGACUCAUCAAUGGCACUGAGGUUGCAGUGAAAAAACUUCUCAAUAAUCUGGGUCAGGCAGAGAAAGAAUUUAGAGUUGAAGUGGAGGCUAUUGGCCAUGUUCGACAUAAGAAUCUUGUCCGACUGCUCGGUUAUUGCAUAGAAGGAGUUCAUAGGAUGCUAGUAUAUGAGUAUGUGAACAAUGGAAAUCUAGAACAGUGGCUACACGGAGCCAUGAGCCAACACGGCACGUUUACUUGGGAGGCUCGCAUGAGGGUGCUUCUUGGCACGGCUAAGGCGCUUGCCUAUUUACACGAAGCAAUCGAGCCGAAAGUUGUUCAUAGAGAUAUCAAAUCGAGCAACAUUUUGAUUGAUGAUGAGUUCAAUGCCAAAGUUUCUGAUUUUGGAUUGGCCAAACUCUUGGGCUCUGGAGAGAGUCACAUCACAACUAGAGUUAUGGGAACAUUUGGGUACGUGGCACCAGAAUAUGCAAAUACGGGCUUGUUGAAUGAAAAGAGUGACAUUUAUAGCUUUGGCGUUCUCCUGCUAGAAGCAAUUACCGGGAGGGACCCUGUGGACUAUGCUCGUCCUUCUAAUGAGGUUAAUCUUGUCGAGUGGCUAAAGAUGAUGGUAGCAACAAGGAGAGCAGAGGAAGUUGUGGACACGAACCUUGAGACCAAGCCAACAACUCGUGCUUUAAAACGUGCCCUUCUUGUCGCACUUCGAUGUAUCGAUCCAGAAUCAAUCAAGAGACCGAAGAUGAGUCAAGUUGUACGAAUGCUCGAAGCGGACGAAUUUCCACUGCACGAGGAUAGAAGGAACCGAAAAAGCCGAUCAAUAAGCUUGGAGAUCGAGUCGAUGAAAGAAAUAUCAGGUUCAGAAGCGACGGGUGGGCCAUCGGAGAGCCAUAAAUCAGAGACAAACCAUGGAUAGAACUGAGCAUAGUAAAUUAUAUUUGUAAAGAGAAGUUUGAAUUGAUGGUGGUGUGGAGGUUCUGGUGUUUGUUGUGAAGACAAGACAAAAGGGGGUCUGAGAGGGACAGACAGAGAGAAGGGGUUGAAAGAGAUUGUACAGGCUUGUCUGAAGGACCACCGGACAUGGCCAUGCCCGACCUGCCUUCUCUUUACUUUUACAUCAUUGUAAUUUCUUUUUCUUUUUCUCCUUUUUGGGCAUCUCUUUCAUUGCUGUUCUCUGCAUGUUCCCCCUUACUC